UACGUCAUUUCCGCUCGUUUUCACACCGCGCCACCGGAGAGAGGAGCUGAUAAACAAGCGCGUCUCCAGACCAAACUUCUUUGUUCGUCCCCACUCAGCGUUAGCGACCAGCUCCGGCACCAUGAUGGCAGAUAAGAUGAGUAUGUCUCUAGACGACAUCAUCAAGCUCAACAAGAAAGGAGGCAGCGGCCGCGGAGGACGCUCGUCCGGCGGCCAGGCUGGAAGUUCAGGUCGGGCCGGCGGAGCGUCGAGGCCAGCGAGGAGUCGACAGAAUAACAACUUCAACCGGGAGAGAACCAACAGAUCCACGCCGUACACCCGGCCCAGAGAGUUACCAGACAAGUGGCAGCAUGACAUGUUUGAGGAGCACACUGGUGGACGCAGAGGACAAAGUGCUGGAGCAGAAAGAAGCGUAGAAAGUAACGGAAAGCUGCUGGUUUCCAAUCUGGACUUUGGCGUCUCCGACUCGGAUAUCAAGGAGUUGUUUGCAGAGUUUGGGACUUUACAGAAAGCAUCUGUGCACUACGACCGGUCCGGUCGCAGUAAAGGAACGGCAGAUGUUCACUUUGAGGGCAAGGCAGAUGCACUCAAAGCCAUGAAGCACUAUAACGGUGUUCCACUUGAUGGCCGUCCCAUGAAAAUCCAGCAAGUGACUUCAGAAGUCGACACAGAGAGUAGACAAUCCACACAGAGUUCAAACAGAGGAUUUGACCGCAGCAGGCUUGGACAGCCCAAGGUCGAAAGGGCCGAAAGAAGUGAAUGGAGCGAAAGGAGGCAAGGUGGUGGUGGCGGUAGUGGUCGUGGCGGCGGCGGUGGAGGUUUCAGAGGUCGAGGAAGAGGAAACAAACCCCAGCUUUCUGCAGAGGAGCUGGAUGCCCAGUUGGAUGCUUACAAUGCUAAGAUGGACACCAGUUAGAAGCGCUCAAAAACGAUGCUGCUCCAUAUUCUUUUCUCCUCCUUUUUUUUGUUAAAUCUUGUUGAUCUGAUAUGGAUUGGACGUUAUUACACUUUUUGUUGUGUUUUUAAGCCAUUUUAAUGUAUGGACCAUUAAAUUUCGUUUUUCGGUUUUAAUAUUUCUCUUUUUUUUAGCUAUAUUUUCUGGGGCAGUUUUAUGUUUUGAGGAUUUUUCUCCUAGGCCAACAACCCCUCUGCUCUUUUCCAAAUGCCGUAAACUUGCAACAUGAAUUUUUUUUUCUUAAAUCACAAACACAAUUCAGUGGUUUGACAGACUGUUUAAUGUAAUGUUAAAGAUGUUAAUGUACACCAGUUCUGUCAUUUGGUACUGUAUACUUGACAUAUGGACAUAUUUCAAAGGGUUUUGUACAUAAAUAAUUAUAUUAAAUCGUCUUUCUGCUGUUUGUUU
Sebastes umbrosus (honeycomb rockfish) is the source of this 1363-nucleotide messenger RNA. RefSeq names its product THO complex subunit 4-like. The record is from RefSeq and is a predicted model, not a curated record. NCBI's taxonomy places the organism in Eukaryota, Metazoa, Chordata, Actinopteri, Perciformes, Sebastidae. The transcript is spliced from 6 exons. Gene Ontology annotation, molecular function: mRNA binding. Bases 122 to 916 code for a protein of 264 amino acids. Gene Ontology annotation, biological process: mRNA export from nucleus. Gene Ontology annotation, cellular component: nucleus.